CUGGAGAAACUACUUAUGCAAAACUUAUGGCAUAAGGUCCCAUAUUGACUGACAAUAUGCUUCUUGAACUUUUCGUUUUCAGCGAAAGGUUACUUUCGAAUCGAAACUUUACUUUCGGCAUUUAAAAUUUUUUCACCGAAACUUUUGUUUUGUGUGACAUCACUUGGUGUAAUUAAAUAUAGGCAACAAACUUUCGCACGAAUUAUGGCGAAAUCUGCACUAUUUUAAUUAAUACGGAAUAAAUAUGAUUAAAAAUAUCAGUCUGGCAACACUAUACAAAUAACAUCAGACGAAUUACUACAUUCUAUUUGGUUUUUAAAAAUAGUGGUUUUUGUGAAAUCUAAAUUAUAAAAUGGUUUCAAGUGAUAUGUUUUGGAAUAUUGGCCAUAAAAUUACUGGCCAUGACUUAAAAGGAAGCCUCGGUAUGGGUUAUCGCAAAUUUCGAGCUUUUUUUGGGACAUCUCCACAGGUGUGUGUAAUCUUUUGGGACAGGUUGUCUACUCGACGUCCCACAAAUUCAACACCCGAGCAUCUGUUAUGGGGACUCAUGUUGCUAAAGCAAUACAACAUCGAGAGUGUAAAUGCGACCCUUGUUGGAGUAACUAAUAAAACUUUCCGCAAAUGGUCUAUGAUCUUCAUUCGCCUUUUAGCAAAUCUGUCAGUGCUUGAUUGGGAGAAACGUUUCGAAAACGCCCCAAGAGGCACAUCCACUUUCGUUUCUUUAGAUGGAACGGACUUUAGGAUAAUGGAACCAUCUGCGUUCGACCCUAAAUGGUAUUCUCACAAAUUUCACGGCCCUGGGCUACGAUAUGAGAUAGGAAUCUGCAUCCUAACCGGACACAUUGUUUGGGCCCACGGAGGACUUCCUUGUGGUGAAUGGCCGGACUUAAGACUAGCUCGAGAUGCUUUUAUUCACCGUCUUCAGCCAGACGAAAAAGUAGUGGCUGACAAGGGAUACCAGGAUCAGCAUUAUUUUGAAAAUCCCGGGGGGGACCAGCGGAAAAAAAGAAUCUUAGCGAGACAUGAAACAGUUAAUGGACGAAUCAAGCAGUUUUGCUGCAUGAAAGAUAGAUUUCGCCAUGCUCUGUUUUUACACCCUUGUUUUUUUCAUUCCGUUGUAAACUUAACGCAAUUGAUGAUUGAAAAUGGCGAACCAAUGUUUGCGAUUGACACAUAGUGCGAAAAUAAAUAUUCUUUUUCAUUUUUUUUAAAUAAAAA
Daphnia magna is the source of this 1218-nucleotide messenger RNA. RefSeq lists its product as uncharacterized. Lineage: Eukaryota; Metazoa; Arthropoda; Branchiopoda; Diplostraca; Daphniidae. The transcript is spliced from 2 exons. The coding region runs from base 353 to 1177 and encodes 274 amino acids. The record is from RefSeq and is a predicted model, not a curated record.